AUGGAUGAAUAUUAUUAUUGUUCAUCAAAUCAUGAUUAUUCUACGAAGAUUAUUGAAGAUUCUAUUGAUGAAUAUUUAGAUAAUCCUAAUUUAAGUGUUUCAUAUAUGAUUGAAAAAUAUGAUGUUCCUAUGACAAAUAAUGACAAAAAUAAAUCGAAAAAAAAUUUACGUUGUAUUGUAUGUAACGGAAGAGCAUUUGGAUAUAAUUUUGAUCGAAUAUCAUGUGAAAGUUGUAAAGCUUUUUUUCGACGAAAUGCUUUAAGAGAUAUGAAUGAAUUACAUUGUCGAUUUUCUGGUAAUUGUAAUAUUACAGUAGAAACUCGACGACAUUGUUCAUAUUGUCGAAUAAAAAAAUGUUUUGCUGUAGGUAUGAGAAAAGAAUCAAUAAGAAGUGACGAAGAAAAAUUUACGAAACGCCUUCAACUAAUGAAAAAUCAUCGUCGUAAACAUUCUGAGAAGACAAUUGAAAAUCCAACUUUAAUAUCAAUUGGAAAUUCACGUAUUAUAAUGAUAUUAAGUCCAAUAGAUCGAAUACGUCUUAAUAAUAUAAUACAUUGUUAUGAUCAAUUUAGUGGUGAACCUAGUUCAUCAACAUAUUGUCCACCAUCAACAGUUCUUUGUUUACGUAUUGAUGAAUUUUUUAAUCGUAAAAAACCAAUUUUUAUUAAUUUUAUAUCUUAUUUUAAACAUUUACCUGAAUUACAAACAUUAAAUGUUGAUGAUCAAGUAUCAUUAAUUAAACAAAAUAUUCGUCUUUUAAUACCAUUGAAUUAUGCUCUAUUAAAAACACAUAUAAAUUCAAAAUUUCGUGAAACACCACGUAUACAAACAAUUGGUUGUAUUAAUAAUGUUAAUUUACAUGAAAUGUUUCGAUCAUUAUCAAAUUCUUUUGUUGAUUUUGUUACAUAUGAUCCAGUUAUAGUUAAAUUAUUGGUUGUUAUUCUAUUUUUUACAGCUAAUCCUUUAACAACAAGAUCUAUAUAUGAUCCAGUACAGUUCAAACAAUUAAAUAAUAUAAAACAGUUUCAAUCAUCAUAUACUGAAUUAUUAUGGUUAUAUAUGCUUGAAAAAUACGGUGAACAAAAUGCAAUAAUUUUAUUUACAAAAAUGAUAACAAAAUAUUUAUAUCUUCAAAUUGUAAUCGAUGGAAUCGAUUCAAUAAUUCGAAUGAAUAAUGAUAUACAUAAUAUUGAUUCAUUAAUGCAAUCAUUUUUACAACUAACAUAA
This is a messenger RNA of Rotaria sp. Silwood1, 1227 nucleotides long. NCBI's taxonomy places the organism in Eukaryota, Metazoa, Rotifera, Eurotatoria, Philodinida, Philodinidae. The record is from the annotation of a GenBank genome assembly.